AGACAUACCAUCCAGCCGGACCCUAUAUAAACCAGCCUCGCCGAUCUAUUUACGGAGACUGUCAGUACGCACACAAGGCUGAAGGAAUUCAGGAGAUUACUUCUUAAAACACUUACUCUCAAUUGAUAACAAUGUCUUGGGGAUACGCAGCCAACAACGGACCCGACAAAUGGGGUGAAAACUUCCCGAUCGCAAAUGGACCUCGCCAGUCUCCCAUUGACAUUGUACCUGGCGAGGCUGCGUACGACGCCGCACUGAAGGCGCUCACGCUGAAGUACGAUCCCUCCACCUCCAUCGACAUCCUCAACAAUGGCCAUUCUGUUCAAGUCACCUUCGCCGACGACACUGAUAGCUCAACUCUGACCGGGGGCCCAAUCUCCGGGACUUACAGGCUCAAGCAGUUCCACUUCCACUGGGGGGCCAGCGACGACAGAGGCUCCGAGCACACUGUAGCCGGGACCAAGUACCCAGCUGAGCUGCAUCUGGUCCACUGGAACACCAAGUAUCCCAGCUUUGGAGAGGCCGCCAGCCAGAGUGACGGACUGGCUGUGGUUGGAGUCUUCCUUCAGAUUGGUGCUGAAAAUCCUCAGCUGCAGAAGCUUCUUGAUGCUUUUGACGGCAUCAAAGCCAAGAGCACCCAGAAUUCCUUUGCGAACUAUGACCCCAGCACACUCCUGCCAGGGUCCCUGAACUAUUGGACAUACGACGGCUCCCUGACCACACCUCCUCUGCUGGAAAGCGUCACCUGGAUCGUCUGCAAGGAGUCAAUCAGUGUCAGCCCUGGCCAGAUGGAGAAGUUCCGUGGCCUGAUGUUUUCUGGGGAUGGGGAUGCCCCCUGCUGCAUGGUGGAUAACUACCGCCCCCCGCAGCCCCUGAAGGGUCGCAAGGUCCGCGCAUCCUUCCAAUAAGCCAGACGCCCACGCUCUCCUCCAACCCCCUCCCCCCAACCAAGGAGCCGUCCUCCAGUUGACCCCCUGCGGCAGCCCCUCCAACCGCCACCACCCCGCCUCCCAACGCCAAGCAUUUAUCCGUCCUCCACAGUGAGCUGUGCUGGUGUGCCCCACCCUCCUACGAGAGCGACGCGGGGUACAGGAACCCUGUCCGUGCUUCCAGUGCUUCCAUUGACCAGUAAUCCCCUUAGCCCUGCCAACGGAACCCACCCUGGCUGACCACUACAACUGGAUCCGAAAAGAAAUGGAUCACAGACAUGGAUCAUACUCAUCGAGCGGUCUGGUGAUCCUAGUGACCAAAGGUGACCGAGGCAUCCCCUCUUCCACGUGUCCGUCUGGUCCAGGCAGUGGUGUCGCUCAGCCUGAGUGCUCUGAAGGACGCUAGUCUGACUCCGUCGUGGCAUUCCUGAAGGCUCACUGUGGCAGGUUUACUGGGAUUCUGCAUUUUUGGUGCCAAUAUUUGAAAAGUGUUUUAUUUGUUCACUCUUUUUGCUAAGAAAAAAAUAUAUUAUUAUUAUUCUCAUUGUUGUGGAUCUUUAGUAGAGCCAUUGUAGUUCAAGUAUGUAAACGCAAACAAGCAAGGAGGAGGAGGAAGGAGACAAGUGUGGAGAGGCGAUGAAGCUGAAAAGCAAAAUCACGAAGCACAAUGAGGCGUGAAUGUUUUCGCUGAGCACGAUGCGAGAGGACAGCCAUGUCUGCUCACAGUGCCAGCUCAGGGCACCAUCUCUCCGAGCAAAAGCUAGCUGUCAGGCCAUCUGGGAGGGUGAGAGGGUGAAAGGGGGGAGGGGGGAGGGUGAGCCUGCCCCUGUGGUGCCAGUGUAGUAAUCUCUGACUGCCCUCCUCAGGAUCACCACAGCUUAGCGAACCUCUGGUGUUUUGGCCAAGCAAACUUGCAAAAAUCCCUAUUUGGCACACACACACCCAUAUGCGCACACUUGCACAUGUACACAGACACACACACGCACACACAUUAUGUGCAUACAUGCACACACAAAUACAAACACACACAACCAUAUGGCGCAUAGAAUCCCCUCAUUUGUUGGUACUGCGUUUCAUCAUGUGAAAAGCUUCACACUCUGCAUCUUUGUGCCUCCAAUCUCCAAAUCCCUUUCUUGUUUGUUUUCAUGAUUUGUAUCAAUGCUAUAGACUAGCAAAGUGCAUUUGAUGUCUGUGCGGCUUCACAAUACAGAGACAUGUUGUGUUACAAAUUUAUGCCAUUUCUUUUGUUUUCCAUGAUUCCUAAAAAAUUUAAUUGGAUUCUUGUGUUCCUCCCUGUGGGGGUAAAAUCCAUCCUUGUGUUGUAACCACUGCUUUGUGCAGUUGCAAUUGGGCUUGUUAGCCGGGCACUGCAUUAACGUGAAGGUAGAGGUAAACCUGCCAAAAGAUAAACUUAACAGGAACGCCAGGUCCUUAGAACCUCAGUCUCAUGUUAGCCUUUGGGACCAGAAGUCUGCGCAGAACGUCUAAGAAAAUGAAGUGAAGAUCAUGUGUCGCUGUGUGUCUGACAGAAUGUCUUAGUUUGUGCCCGAUCAUGAAUUUCGACUUGCACUGAGUACAUCAUGCUGUCUGCUUGUUUUUGAAAGAGGAGGUUUUCAAUAAAGAUAUUUUACGACUA
Messenger RNA from Sardina pilchardus (European sardine), 2565 nucleotides. RefSeq names its product carbonic anhydrase 1-like. Gene Ontology annotation, biological process: regulation of pH; carbon dioxide transport. The transcript is spliced from 7 exons. The coding region runs from base 132 to 908 and encodes 258 amino acids. The record is from RefSeq and is a predicted model, not a curated record. Gene Ontology annotation, molecular function: zinc ion binding; carbonate dehydratase activity. NCBI's taxonomy places the organism in Eukaryota, Metazoa, Chordata, Actinopteri, Clupeiformes, Clupeidae.